AUGGCAGACAUCAACUUAGUCUCCGCUAGAGCGAUAUGCACAACAUGCGCCAUAUCCGAUGAACUGGCCCAGGAAAUUGUCAGGACACGACGCCGACAUGGUCCAUUUCGUUGUCUAGUGGACCUUUGGAGGGUCAAGGGCAUGUCAAACACUGUGGCGGGAGUCCUGUCUUCUAUGUACCACAUCAACAAUGACACAAGCACACGGCGUUUCCCAACAAAGAACAUUUAUCCCAGGGUUUCCGAGACUGUUUCACCAAGAACUAGGGAAAAAAAUUCACAAUCUAGAGACGAAAGACAUCGAUCACGCUCAUCAAGUCGCAAAGAUAAGAACGUGGGGAGGGUCACGUUUGACGAAGAACAGGAAAUGGUAUCUAUUGCCGUCAAAAACGCCAACGGCGAAGAGCACAACACUCUAGCAAGGACGGCUCACGUACAGAAAUCUCCAUCUGGUAACAAAUUGUAUAUUAGAUGUGAGGGUAUUAGGGAAUAUCAUAUUACGGGAGCUAAUCCAAUAAAUGGUGUCAGCAGAACAUCUUCAGAGGCAAAGGAGUAUAGCGAUGCUUGCGCAGAACAGAGUAACAAUCUCGGAAAUUCAAUCAAUCCAAUCAGCCCCAGAAGAAACCGUCUUAGGGGCGAAUUAUCAAAAACAAAGUUGGAAUUUUGGAAUCGCAUAGAGAAGGGCAAAAAGGAGCUGGAAUUGUGUGAGAAACGACUGAAUUCACCAAGAGAAAAUCAAACAGCAAAAUGGAUUCGUUCUUUACCAGGCAAUGUACAAAUCAAUGCACAAAACUCCUUUUUUGAACCGCAAGCUGUCCAAAAUGUUCCUGUGACGAGCAAGCAAUACAUCUCGCCAGAAAGACUCAACAUUGGUCAUUCUCGUGGUCGAAAAGGCGAAAAACGGAAAAGGAGUACAGGCAGGAAAGCGGCAGAUCCAGGUGCGCCUCUCAAAAAUGCUGCUGGGACAAGAGAACGAAGGCCUUCAAAAAGACGUAAAACGAGUCCUUCUCGUGAUAGGAAAAAGAAGAGCGGUAAAAAAGACGACAAAAAGAAAACGCGUCGCGACCGCAAAAAGCCUUCUCGUGAUCGUAAAAAGAAGAGUAAUCGAAAAGACGAGAAAAAGAAAAAGUCUCGUGGUCACAAAACAGAGGCCUCUGAUGAUGAUUUUUGUAAUAUAUUAUAA
Ostrea edulis (European flat oyster) is the source of this 1182-nucleotide messenger RNA. RefSeq names its product cylicin-1-like. The record is from RefSeq and is a predicted model, not a curated record. The transcript has a single exon. Lineage: Eukaryota; Metazoa; Mollusca; Bivalvia; Ostreida; Ostreidae. Bases 1 to 1182 code for a protein of 393 amino acids.